Hevea brasiliensis (rubber tree) is the source of this 2588-nucleotide messenger RNA. Its product is annotated as glycosyltransferase family protein 64 C3. Gene Ontology annotation, molecular function: glycosyltransferase activity. The coding region runs from base 686 to 1756 and encodes 356 amino acids. The transcript is spliced from 4 exons. Gene Ontology annotation, cellular component: membrane. The record is from RefSeq and is a predicted model, not a curated record. Lineage: Eukaryota; Viridiplantae; Streptophyta; Magnoliopsida; Malpighiales; Euphorbiaceae.
UUUUCAAGUCUCCAUUUCCAUCACCCUAAGCCCAAAACGGUCGCUAUCUUCUUAUUCUUUAGAUCCUUUGUCUUUGAGACCCACAAAAGAUUCAAGCUGAAUGACAUUCUGGAGGAUUUAGCUUUGCUGAAUGAGGUCGAGUUGAACGUCUUCAAACCAGAGAUUACCAUCGUAGAUUUGAGCUAAAUCUUCACUGGAUUCACUUAUUUUUAUUGGGUUUCGUAAGCCGCUGAAAGGAGAUUCUAUUUCGGUAGAAUAUUCGAUUGCAAGCUCUCUAACUAAACCGUUUCUCUCUAUUAGAAGGAGGGGAGUGAGAAAGUAAAAGAACCAAGGAAGGAAGACUAUUUUCUUCAAGCAUCUGCAUUCUUGAAGAUUUUAAAGUAAGAGUUGGACUAGCUUGUCAGAAAUGCACUGAUCAAUGAGAUGGUGAUCAAAGCAACGUGUUGAAUUUGGGAGCCACAGAAAAGAAUGGAGUGAGAAGGCAGGGAGGUUUGAAGUCUUUUGAAUACGAGUCUCGGUAGCUUGGUGUCUGUGAAUAGAAAAUAUAUUCAUCUUUUUGCCCAUUAGAAAUGAUCUGAGUAAUACCAUUGGAAUCAGACAAAAUCUUGUUGAAUCGAAAUAAUCAAGCUUAUUGGAAUUGGGAGCAUUGGAGAAGAAUACAAUUGUAAAAGAAUACAGCUAACAAAUGAACACAUGUGGGGAGAUGAAGAGUCUAUUAAAAUUUCACAUAAUCACAUCGAUGGUGAAUGUUUUAUUGUAUGUAUGCUUAUUAUUAACAUUGCCUCUUGGUGUAUUCCCCCUUCGGACUCUACCUUCUGAUCCAUGUGACCCAGCAAAUGAGCCUGACCCACGAAACCUCCGACCAGAUCAAAUCACUGUCCUUAUUAAUGGUUAUUCUGAGUCUCGCAUUCCUCUCCUUCAGACAAUUGCUGCCACAUACUCUGCCUCUGCACUAGUAUCCUCUGUGCUCGUCCUCUGGGGAAACCCUUCCACUUCUUCCCAAACACUGGCCCACUUGGCCCAUAAUCUCUCUCUCUCCUCAUUUGGCCCUGCAACCAUCUCCCUUGUCCGCCAACCUUCAAGCAGCCUCAAUGAUCGAUUCCUGCCAAGAUCAUCCAUUGGGACACAAGCUGUCUUGAUUUGCGAUGAUGAUGUGGAGGUUGACCCUAAAUCUUUUGAUUUCGCUUUUCGGAUUUGGAGAUCAAAUCCUGAUAAUCUGAUUGGGUUCUUUGUUAGAUCUCAUGAUCUUGAUUUGUCAGCAAGGAAGUGGAUUUACACGGUGCAUCCUGAUAAAUACUCAAUUGUGCUUACCAAGUUCAUGAUUUUGAAAAGCCAGUAUCUGUUUGAGUAUAGUUGCAAGGGUGGAUCGAACAUGAGUGAAAUGAGGAAGAUCGUUGAUCAAAUGCAAAACUGUGAAGAUAUACUGAUGAAUUUUGUGGUAGCUGACCAUGCAAACAAAGGGCCUAUAUUGGUGGGGGCAGAGAGGGUUAGGGAUUGGGGAGAUGCUCGUAAUGAUGACAAUGAUGAUGGAAAGUUGAGAUUGAAGGAUGAGGAAGGGAAGAGUGUAAGAGCAGUGGGGUUGAGUAGUAGGCGAGCGGAGCAUAGGAGGAGGAGAGGGGAAUGCAUAAGGGAAUUUCAUAAGUUGUUAGGAAGGAUGCCAUUGAGGUAUAGUUAUGGGAAAGUACUUAAUUCCGUUGGCGAACAAGGAUUGUGCAUGAAAGGAGGCAAGUUGGUCUUUUGCGAUCAAUACCAGUGAAAAUCAGAAAAUGUUCAUCUUCUUGCUUUCCUUAUAUUAUGGUUUGUAACUCUUAUUUAAUUGCUGGAAAAUGUAAUACAACUUGCAUUUGCAUUUGCAUUUGAUGCAUAUGCAACAAAUUGAUGGGAAUGUAUGGAAAAGGUGGGAGUAUGAGAGAUGCAUCCUGGGUGUUUGAUAGAAUGCAGAAGAGGAACAUGGGUUCUUAGCGUUUGUUGAUAAGCGAGGAUGCAGCAGAUUGGCAGGGCAAUAAUGGUAUGCUGUUGUUUGAGUCUGUCAUUGAACUAAGUCUUCCACUGAUUGCAGCUGGGGAGAAUAUAAGCUGUAAGAUUCUUACCAUUGCAACAGGUGUUCGGUCUUUGAAGCUUGAAGAAUUUGGAGUGAGUGGAUCAAAUGUUGAAAAUGUUUGUUCUUUAUGAGAUUUAACUGAUGCGUGUAAAAGAGGGUGCUGGAAUCCCAAGGAGAAUGAGAUGAAAUUGGGCAAAGACAGAGGAAGAAAAUAUGGUUCCUGUCCACAAAGAAGCUGGGCAUGUGAAUAUAUGUGCGAACCAUGUCUGAAUUCUUUUGAGUUCCUUGAGGACAAGGAACUUCUUGAGGGGAAUGCAUUGAUAUGAUACAUUUGGCAACAAAAAAUGUAGGGGAAAGGAAUAUAAACAUUCUGAAGUUGUUAUGCUUUCUGUUGCAGUAUAGGCGGACCUGGUAGAUGAUUAGUUAGGAAAUCUGUUACUUCUGCACGUGGCUGAGUGAUUAGCUAUAAUAAGUGAGAUUCUGUAAGGCUAGGCAUGCUUGUAAUUCCUAUUGUUGAAAAGAUUCCUUUCUUUGAUUUGUGUUCUCA